Terrapene triunguis (Three-toed box turtle) is the source of this 5487-nucleotide messenger RNA. It is a transcript of the gene PLD1, whose product is annotated as phospholipase D1. Gene Ontology annotation, molecular function: phosphatidylinositol binding; D-type glycerophospholipase activity. The transcript has 26 exons. Lineage: Eukaryota; Metazoa; Chordata; Testudines; Emydidae. Gene Ontology annotation, biological process: regulation of microvillus assembly; phosphatidic acid biosynthetic process; cell motility. Bases 170 to 3280 code for a protein of 1036 amino acids. The record is from RefSeq and is a predicted model, not a curated record.
GCAGCUUUUUCUGUCUGUGCAGAGUUCUGUGUGGUUAUUUUUCUUAUAGUAGCAUUGUGCUGGAUAUUCACUUCAUAGGAAAGGAGGGUUUUCAUUUUAAAAACAUCAUGAGGCACCUACUUUCACAGGGGCACAAGCCCCCUGUGUUGUUGGUGAGCGAGCAUUUAAGAUGUCACUGAGCAGUGAAAGAAGAGUAAAUACCUCAACGCUGAAGAAAAUUGCGGCAGAUAUGAGCAAUUUAAUAGAGAACCUGGACACCAGGGAGCUCCACUUUGAGGGGGAAGAGGUGGAUGCUGACGUGUUAAAUGAUCCGAAAACAACUGUGGGCAUCCCAUUCUCUGCAAUUUAUAACACUCAAGGGUUCAAAGAGCCUCAUAUACAGACAUAUCUAACCGGAUGUCCGAUUAAAGUCCGAGUUCUGGAAGUAGAACGCUUUACCUCAACAAAAAAGGUACCAAGUCCAAAUGUUUACACUAUUGAGUUCACACAUGGAGAUUUUACAUGGCAAGUGAAAAGGAAAUUCAAGAACUUUCAAGAAUUCCACAGGGAACUGCUGAGAUACAAAGCCUUCAUACGAAUUCCUAUCCCUACAAGGAGUCACACAGUUAGAAGACAAACUGUCAAAAGGGGAGAAGCGAGGCAGAUGCCAAGUCUGCCACGCACGUCUGAGAACAUGGUCCGAGAAGAACAUUUUUCUAGUAGAAGAAAACAACUGGAAGACUACUUGACAAAGAUCUUAAAAAUGCCCAUGUACAGGAACUACCAUGGAACGAUGGAAUUCAUUGGUGUAAGUCAGCUGUCAUUUAUCCACGAUCUAGGACCAAAGGGCAUAGAAGGUAUGAUCAUGAAACGAUCUGGGGGCCACAGAAUACCUGGUCUGAACUGCUGUGGGCAAGGAAGGGUCUGCUAUCGAUGGUCCAAAAGGUGGUUAGUAGUGAAAGACUCUUUCCUAAUGUAUAUGAAGACGGAUAGCGGAGCCAUUUCCUUUGUCCUGCUGGUAGAUAAAGAAUUCAGCAUUAAGAUUGGCAAGAAAGAGACUGAAACAGAAUACGGGUUACGGAUUGACAAUCUCUCCAGGUCAUUGAUUUUGAAGUGUAACAGCUACAGACAUGCCCGAUGGUGGGGACAGGGAAUAGAAGAGUUCAUUCAGAAAAAUGGCAAAAACUUUCUAACACAUCACAGAUUCGGGUCGUAUGCAGCUAUACAGGAGAAUACUUUGGCAAAGUGGUAUGUAAAUGCAAAAGGGUAUUUUGAAGAUGUAGCAAAUGCCAUGGAGGCAGCGAAAGAAGAAAUUUUCAUCACAGAUUGGUGGUUGAGCCCAGAAAUCUUUAUGAAGCGACCCGUGGUAGAAGGAAAUCGUUGGAGACUAGACUGCAUUCUCAAGCGGAAAGCGCAACAAGGAGUGAGAAUUUUUGUAAUGCUCUACAAAGAAGUGGAGCUUGCUCUAGGAAUCAACAGUGAAUACAGCAAGCGGACCCUAAUGCGUCUACAUCCAAACAUCAAGGUGAUGAGGCAUCCAGAUCACGUGUCAUCCUCAGUGUACCUGUGGGCCCAUCAUGAGAAGCUCGUUGUCAUUGACCAGUCUGUAGCAUUCGUUGGUGGCAUUGACUUGGCCUAUGGGAGGUGGGAUGAUGAUGAACACAGGCUGACCGACGUUGGCAGUGUGAAACGAAUUGCAGGAACAAAGUCUACAUCUACAGUGAAUCUCAUACCUACAGCCGAGUCCACUGAAGCUUUAGCCCUGAAAACUCAGUCCCUGGGGAACCUGCCACAGCACAGAAAUAGUGAUGACAUACUAGAUUCUUCAAGAAUGAAAGGAAUAGGAAAACCCAAAAAGUUUUCCAGGUUCAGCAUUUAUAAGCAUCUCCAGAAGCACGGCCUACACCACGCUGAUAGUGUAAGCAGUAUAGACAGUGAGUCAGAUAAAGGAUCAAUCCGCAGCUUGAAGACAGGUGUUGGAGAACUUCUUGGGGAGACCAGGUUCUGGCAUGGAAAGGACUAUUGCAAUUUCGUCUUUAAAGACUGGGUUCAACUCGACAAACCCUUUGCUGAUUUCAUUGACAGAUACACCACACCCAGAAUGCCAUGGCAUGAUAUUUCAUCCGUUGUGCAUGGCAAAGCUGCACGGGAUGUUGCUCGACACUUUAUUCAGCGCUGGAACUUCACAAAGAUCAUGAAGCCCAAAUACAGAUCCCUGUCCUACCCAUUCCUGUUGCCAAAAUCUCAGCGAACCGCCAGUGAGAUGAAGUAUCAAGUGCCCGAGUCUGUAUGUGCCAAUGUACAGGUGCUCCGUUCUGCUGCAGAUUGGUCAGCUGGCAUCAAGUACCAUGAAGAAUCCAUCCACAAUGCUUAUGUUAGCGUGAUAGAAAACAGUAAACACUACAUCUAUAUCGAAAACCAAUUUUUUAUUAGCUGUGCUGAUGACAAAGUCGUUUCUAACAAGAUUGGAGAUACCAUCGCUCGGCGGAUUCUUAAAGCACACAGGGACAGCAAACGAUACCGAGUGUAUGUGGUGAUCCCGCUGUUGCCUGGAUUUGAAGGAGAUAUUUCAACUGGAGGUGGGAAUGCACUGCAAGCCAUAAUGCACUUCAACUACAGGACCAUGUGCAGAGGAGAUAAUUCUAUCCUGGGACAGUUGAAAGCAGAGAUUGGAGAUCGGUGGAUAAAUUACAUAUCGUUCUGUGGGCUUCGAACAUACGCCGAGCUGGACGGAAAUCUCGUCACUGAACUCAUCUAUGUUCACAGCAAAUUGCUUAUAGCUGAUGACAACACUGUCAUCAUUGGCUCUGCUAACAUCAAUGACCGCAGCAUGCUGGGAAAACGCGACAGUGAAAUGGCUAUCAUUGUGCAAGACACCGAAACCGUCCCUUCAGUGAUGGAUGGAAAGGACUACAAAGCCGGAAGAUUUGCUCAGUCACUCCGCCUCCGGUGUUUUAGGGUUGUUCUUGGUGGUUCAGCAGACCUCAGUGCUGAUCUUCAGGAUCCAGUCUCUGACAGAUUCUUCAAGGAGGUGUGGGUCUCAACAGCUGCCCGCAAUGCCACUAUUUUUGAUAAGGUGUUCCGAUGCCUUCCCAGUGAUGAGGUGACUAAUUUAGCCCAGCUGCGUGACUUCAUUGCCAAGUCAAAAUUGGUAACCCAAGAUGCUGCAAAAGCAGCAGAAGAAUUAAAGAAGAUUCAUGGAUUUCUAGUGCAAUUCCCCUUUCGUUUCCUGGAUGAAGAAAACUUACUGCCUUCUGUUGGAACAAAAGAAUCCAUGGUGCCCAUGGAAGUUUGGACUUAGGAUGAUUUAGACUGCUUUAGAAUUUAAAGUCUGGUUUCUUGGAGACAGUUUGCAUACCUGAUGAUUUCAGGAAGCUUUGUAUUGCCAAGGUAGCCACCGAAAAGGUCUCCAUCAAACUAAUGUGCCUUUCUUAAGGAUUUUGGUGGAACAGCUUCAGACAAAAUGACACUGUUAUGGGGAGGGAAAGAAAAUUUGGCACUUAUGAUCAUUGACAAGUUCUAUUAAUUGAAAAGAACAAUACUUCUUUACAGACAUAUUCUAAGCACCUUAAAGAUGCAGGCCACUCCUAUGAAGGGAGACAAAUCAUAAUGUAUAUUACUACUGCCAGCAUGAUCAUACAUGUACAGUGAUUGUGAUACCCAGGAGUUGUAGGCUGUUUGUGCUUUCUAAAUCUUUAUGUGCUUGCAGUUUAUUACCUAGCUGGAGUUACCCUCUUCAUCGUCUCUGUUUUGUAUCCCCUCAAGUAUUCCCUCACUGCUUACACCUCCAUAAUGGUUGGGAAAUGUUGCCUGAGGCCAACUCAGGUGUUCCUAUGAUCAUUGCCUAUCGAGCUUAGAUGUUACAUUGCAUAUAUGGCAAAGGACUAACACUCUUAUGUCAGAAUCAGUGGUGCUGUCUUGUCUCCUGGCCCCAGGGGAAAACAUUGGUUUUUUUACUACAACUACAGCAAUCAACAUUCCUCAUGCUCAGCAUGGCACUGUGUAGAUCUCCAUGAGGGGCAAUCCCUAAUGGAGAUUGAGGUGAUGGGAAUCUCUUGAAUUCUGUUUUUUCAGGGUUUGCAGAACUUGUUUGAGUUCAGCAACUCUUUUUCUUACUAUCUAAACUAUCAUUUUUUCCCCAAGGGAGAAUCAACUUUUUAACCCUACAUUUUUCUAGCUGAAGGAAAUCCUGCUGCUAUGUAUUAGGGAGACGAGAAUCCCAAAAGCUAGGUUGGCAAAGCUGGGUCCUCUGUUUGGAUCACAGAGCUGUGGGUAUACACUGCAUUAAAUUCUUAGAGCUUUCCCCUGCUUUCUUUUCCACUGUUUCACCUAUAAGGAACAAGAACCUAGUAACAGUUGAGUCAGAGUUGAAAUUUUGAGCUGACGAUGUUCAAGGUUGAUCAAAGUCACUCAUACUGAGUUCGAUCACCCUCCAGAGGCUAGUGGGGAGAUAGCACUGAACUUGUCUCUGGGACCAGCUCCAGUAAUGGGAAGACAUGGUUUUGAACAGUCUCUGCAAUGCAGAAAUGUGACUCCAUGUCAUCCGAGGGACUGAUAAACUCACUCAACAUGGUCAAUCUUUUUGCUUUCCAUUUACUAAUACAAGUGGCACAAUUAAUAAGAAACUCAGAACGCUGGGUUCCUAUCUGGAGAGAGUGAGAAGCUGAGACCCCCAUCUCUGAAUGCAGAAUGUUAACUGAUUCCGUGGGAGUGCCAUUCACCAAGCAAGGGCCAAAUGUGGCCCAUAAUCUGUGGUCCAGUAAAAGCCCUCACUAUUCCUUAUACAUAAGGCUUACGAACUUUCAUUGCUAUUUUUCUCUUUGCUAAAAAAUUCCAAUGAGUAUAACUAAAUUUGUCCUUUAAAAAAAAAAGACGUUUGACAGGCUUCCAACAUGCAUUCAUUAGUUUAUAAAAAAAAUCAUGACACCCUUUUGAAAGAUAUGUGCCAACUGUGUUUUGGGCAUAUCUUACAUUUAAGCUGAUUGCUCUAUAUAUUUUAAGAAAUGUAAUUAGGCAUAGAGUCAUUUUCCAACACUACAUGACAUUAAUAAGUAACAAACACUAACAUGCCUCAAGGGCAGCCCAAGUCCUAGCUAGUUGCUAUGUUUUGUGUUACUUCAUGCUCAUAUUUCAUAGAUGCAAUUAAUUAGUGCUAUGGACAGGACUUACAACCAUUCCUUAUACUCGGUGAACCAGUGGUCUAUUUAAUCUGUCAAUAGUGCAUGCACAGCUUUUAUGAAGUAAACUGCAAUGUGUUUAUAGGUGCUGUGAUUUUGUGUAGUGCACUGCAGAUACCUAGGUUCCCUCAAGAUUUGUUGGGCAUUGUUAUUUAAAAUCAUAUUUGUUGUUUAAAAUGGGACACAGGGCUGACCUGCCAACUCCUGUGCUAGAGAAAUAUGCUAUCAGGUAACCACUGCAAAGCUAGGAAACUAAAACAUCAAAAUACUUUUGCUUUUAACACUAGCCUAAGGCUUUUAAUUUCACGCAAAAAACUGUUGGCCAUUUUUA